This is a messenger RNA of Eimeria maxima, 312 nucleotides long. Its product is annotated as DNA mismatch repair protein, putative. Gene Ontology annotation, biological process: mismatch repair. The record is from RefSeq and is a predicted model, not a curated record. The annotation marks the transcript as partial. The transcript has 3 exons. Gene Ontology annotation, cellular component: MutSalpha complex; nucleus. Gene Ontology annotation, molecular function: ATP binding; ATP-dependent DNA damage sensor activity; mismatched DNA binding. NCBI's taxonomy places the organism in Eukaryota, Apicomplexa, Conoidasida, Eucoccidiorida, Eimeriidae.
AUGGGAGGGAAAAGUACUCUAUUAAGACAGACAGCCCUGUGUGUUAUCUUAGCACAGUUAGGGUCUUAUGUACCAGCUUCGGAGUGUAUAUUAACCCCUGUAGACAGAAUAUUCUGUCGUCUAGGGGCAGAAGAUUUUAUUCUCCAAGGAAGCAGCACCUUCUUUGUUGAAUUAUCUGAUGUUGCUGAGCUUACUACACAUGGUACUCGUUAUUCAUUAGCAUUAAUAGAUGAAUUAGGUAGAGGUACAUCUACUAAUGAUGGAUUAGCCAUCGCCCUCUCUACUGCUGAAUAUAUUAAUGAUUUUAUUAGG